Molecule: messenger RNA, 5250 nt
Organism: Paralichthys olivaceus (Japanese flounder)
Lineage: Eukaryota; Metazoa; Chordata; Actinopteri; Pleuronectiformes; Paralichthyidae
Gene: dusp10
Product: dual specificity phosphatase 10
Biological process (GO): negative regulation of JUN kinase activity; protein dephosphorylation
Cellular component (GO): cytoplasm
Molecular function (GO): MAP kinase tyrosine/serine/threonine phosphatase activity; MAP kinase tyrosine phosphatase activity; protein tyrosine/threonine phosphatase activity
Source: RefSeq, a predicted model, not a curated record
UCCGUGUUAUUUCUAAGGGGGAAGCAGGGAGAGAAAAGUACUGAAGAAAAAAAACAAAAACCCCAGAAGACGAUGUGGACGAUCCGCGACACGAGGAUGGACUGAAUGGAGGCGACGAGUGUCCACGAGCGGAGGAUAAACCCAGCGACGGUCCCCCGAGCGGCUUGUUGAGUUCUCCGUAGUCGUCCAGCCCUCGGCCUCCCCAUGCCUCCAUCUCCUCUUGACGACAGAAUUGUGGUGGCGCUGCCAAGGCCGAUCCGACCUCAGGAACUCCAACUGCGCCUGGACACCAGCUACCUGGACACCAUCGCCAGCAGCAGCAGCAGCAGCAGCAGCAGCAGCAGCAACAGCAGCAGCAGCAGCAAGACCGUCAUCAGCACCACCGUGGUGAAGAUUCGGGCGACGGCCAAUCUUGUAACGUAUAUGCCCUCAUCCAAGGGCUCCACGCGCUCGUUGUCGUGUGGAUGCAGCAGUGCCAGCUGUUGCUCUGUGACUACCUAUGAGAAGGACAGCCAGAGCCUCAGCCACAGCCAGGUGAGCGCCAGCAGCCCGAACCUCAGCUAUGCCGGGCCCCCCACCACAAUGGUCAGUAACCAUGAAGCACUAAGCACUCCCAGUCUCACCUCUGGCACCCUGAAGGCCGUAUCCACCGUGAGGGUCAUCCAUCCCAAUGAGCUGGCCAAGCGGAUGACCUGCUGCCCCAUGGGCCACCCCAUCGGGCCCAUGCCGGUCAUCAUCGACUGCCGGCCCUUCAUGGAGUACAACAAGAGCCACGUGCGGGGGGCCGUGCACAUCAACUGCUCCGACAAGAUCAGCCGGCGGCGGCUGCAGCAGGGCAAGAUCACUGUGCUGGACCUCAUCUCCUGCCGUGAGGGCAAGGACUCCUUUAAGGGCAUCUUCUCCAAAGAGAUUGUGGUUUACGACGAGAGCACCAUGGACCCCCACCGGCUGACGUCCUCCCAGCCCCUGCAUGUGGUCCUGGAGUCUCUGAGGAGGGAGGGCAAGGACCCCAUCAUCCUCAAAGGAGGCCUUAGCUGCUUCAGGCAGAGCCACGAGAACCUGUGCGAGCAUUCGCUGCACCUCCGCGAGGGCUUCGACACGGGCGCUGCCGCUGGCCUGACGGGGCCGCUACCUCACUCCCUGCCCUCCACCCCGGACAUAGAGAACGCAGAGCUGACGCCAAUCCUGCCCUUCCUCUACCUGGGGAACGAGCACGACGCUCAGGACGCCAACCUGCUGCAGCGCUUGAACAUUGGCUACAUCCUGAACGUGACCACCCACCUGCCGCUCUACCACUACGACACGGGCCUCUUUGUCUACAAGCGCCUACCCGCCACCGACAGCAACAAGCAGAACCUGCGGCAGUACUUCGAGGAGGCGUUUGAAUUCAUCGAGGAAGCACAUCAAGCAGGUAUGGGCCUUCUGAUCCACUGCCAGGCAGGCGUGUCUCGUUCAGCCACCAUCGUGAUUGCCUACCUGAUGAAGCACACCUGGAUGACCAUGACAGACGCCUACAAGUUUGUCAAGACCAGGAGGCCCAUCAUCUCCCCCAACCUCAACUUCAUGGGCCAGCUGCUGGAGUUCGAGGAGGACCUGAACAACGGGAUAACGCCGCGGAUCCUCACGCCAAAGCUGACCGGUGUGGAGACGGUCGUCUAAACGAACCCCCUUGUCCGACUUGAUGCUAAAACUUCCGCUCGCUGUUUUUCAAGAGACCAGUCGGUUUGGAGCGUGAGAGAGAAAGAGAGAGACGAUGUGUUCUUCUCGAGUCUCCUCAUGCUCAUCGUUGACUCUCUGGAGGUGCCAAAGCUCUGGGUCAGCGGUGAUGACAAAUGCCAAAAAAUCCCUGCUGUUUGGACCUGGACGAUGUCCCGGAGGAGGCGUUAUUGGCGAGAUUUCCUUUUGGGACCGCAGAGGAGCGAAUAUGAGGGAAAAGAAAUUCAGAAAAACAUACUACGUGCUUCUGGGCAAUUACUGACAAAAGAAAAACUCUUAAAGUUCACACUGUGGCACAGAGUUUAUGUUUGCCGACUCAAGCUGGAGUUGGCCACGGCAGUGCCUGUCAAAAAAAAAAAAUAGAUGAAGACAUGUUUGGUGUGUUAAUGUUGUUGUUCUAUUUUUAUACAGGGGUUUAUGGGGUGACCAUGACGAGCCCACCGUGGCUCACUGUGCAAUAAUUUCAGAGUGGAAUGCAACUGAGACCUUGAUCUUAUGUGUAUAUAUGGGUAACGAUUACGAAACAUUUCCAGCUCUUUGCUGAAAAACCAUUUUGAUGUUAUUGUGAAUACUGUCGUUCAGUUCUGUACGUUUAUGUUGAUGGUGCAGGCAGUUAUGCUGUAAUAUUUGGCGCAGAUGUGUGCACGAGACAGAAAAAAAAAGGGUUUUAUUUUGUUUUCAGUGAGCUUAUGUGUUUGUCGGUCAAACCACAAAUUCAUAUUUCAUGUGUUUGCUUCAGUAUUUUCAUUUUGCCAUUCCUGCAUCUACAGAAGCAUAUAUUUUAGCAAUAUAUAUAUUAUAUCAGACAGCCAUAAGCGCUUUUUCUCAUGCAGAGGAGAGAACACUUUGAAAUAAUCAGAGAACAUUAUAAAACAGGGCUACCGGUGAUGUUUAAUGUAACAGAGCGGAGGAAUUUCACUGCCUGCUUCUGUCUCCUCUGCUCUUUUUGCUUUUUGCUCUAAUUCAUUCAUGGGCCAGCUCUGUUGUUACGUACCCAUGUUACCGUCCCAUUGUGGCUACAUGUUACGUUUUUUUUUAUCAAUGCACUUGAUUUUGAUCCAUUCUAGGGUAGCAGAGUCGAGGUGCACACUUCAAACAAACAUAUGCCUCCUCCCGAGGGUCACAGCUUUGGUUUGAGCAAUGUGACCCUCGUUUUAAUCUUUUGCAACUCCCCGUCACUGACACUAAGCUACAGUUAAGUGAGCUCUCCAGCCUCACGAAGGCGAGAGCUGCCGUCACGUGCUGUUCUAGUGCCUCUAUCAAUGCCUUAAUUCAUGUGUCACCAGUGGGCCUGCGCACGGUGCACCAUCACGUGCAGACGGCUGCAGAUCACAACGAAUUUGUUUUGCCCCCAGUAAAAAGCAAAAAUUUUCCUGCAAAUCCUGAUUAACAUGCAGAGUUUUACAGAGCUGCAUUCAGAGAUGCUAAAAAAAAAAUCCUUGAGGUGAAAAUGCACAUUAUGUAACCACGAGAGAGAAACUGAGCACCACCAUGAAUUGUAAAUCAACUUGGGACUUAAUCGUAGUAAAAAGUACAUGCACGCACACAAAGUUUACCCAUCACCUGAAAAUACUCAUCUUUCACCCAUUUUACACACAAGUAUAUAUCUAGACAGACAUGAAGAGGAAAAAAAUCUCAACUUAAUGGUGCAACUUCUUCAUGCCUUCAUUCUUAGGCCUGGGGUUUACCUGCUGUUUGACCGAGGGUACAACGGGCAACAAUUCUGUUUUGACUGACAGACCCCUCGCGGCUGCAGAGUUAUAAUUUUUGUUUAUAAAGAAAAAAACUGAGAUUUUAAGAAUGAUCACGUAAUUAUUAGAAAGAAAAAAGUUGUAAUUUAAUGAGAAAAAAGUCGUAAUAUAAACCUGGCAACUGGCUUCUAAAAUGACAUGUAGCCUGAAAUUAUGACUUUAUUCUCGUAGUAUUUUGACUAAAUUCUUGACAAAUUACGACUUUAUUCCGUCAGUAUCAUUUAUCUUGCAAUAUUACAACUUUAUUCUCAUAAUAUUACGACUUUUUUCAGGUAACAGUACAACUUGAUGCUUGUAAUAUUCCCACUUAAUUCUCAGAGUUUUUACCUUGACGUGGCCCUAGUACUCCGUCGUCCUGUUCAGUUCUCUGUUGUUUUGCAACAAAGGCAUAAUAUGAAGCACAGUGCUAACACCAUCAUUGUCAAAGAACAAAAAAAAAAAUAUCUCUGUGAACUGUUUUAUCGUCUAAACUGAACCCAAAAGUUUCUGAAUGAACGGAGUGGUCAUAGCAUAAUGAACACAGACCCACUCAGAAAGGCUUUACAACACCAACAUCCACAACAAUAAGCUUCAAAAAUCCCUCAUGUGAAAAUUCAUGCUAUGCAAAAUGAAACUGUAACAGGUUGGUGUUUUUGAACCCGACUAUCAUUAAAUCCCGUUGUGAGGUGUGUGCGAACAUUUCGACGUUGAAGCAUGAUCAGGUUCGCAGCCUCGGAUUGAAGUGAGUUUUACGUACGACUUAUCGACAGGAACGUUUAAAACAAAUGUUUGUGUGGGGGGGCGUGUCCUCACUUGUAUUUUUGUUGCGGUUGUCAUUGGUGUCUACUGGUGCUCCACGAUAUAUUUGAAUACGAUAAAAAAAAAAAAGAAGGUAUGUAUCGACCAUUUACCACACGUUUGUAGCUUGUGCGUUUGUUUUUAGUGAUUUGCAAAAAAACAUAAAGGAAAAAAGAGAGUGCUUAUCAUCUGAGCCGGUGUUAUAUAAGAAUAUUGUACCUUUUCCUCCCAUCUGCCGGUUCCUACAACCGCAGCGGCACAUGGCUUUUUUGUAUGUAACGAUCUAUUUGACUGAACAAUGUAACCGUCGUACUGUAAAUUACUCUCUCCGGUUGGAAAAGAAGCAUGCUGUGUGCUCCUGGUCUGUGAGGGACACUCGCAGCCGUUAUGGUGCUGUCCGUCUUUCCCACACUGCUCUUUCUGUAGAGGUCACAGCCUGACUCACAGCUCCGAGAGGCGUCUGGGCCUGCUCCGUUUUAUUUGAAAACACAGUUCUGCAUUUGAACAAUAUCAGGCUGUGCACUCUUUUACGACUAGACUUGUUUAAGAGUCUCCACUUUGGGCUUCGCUCGACAAGUCUCCGUAUCUUUCUCGUGUCUGUAGUCAAUGGUCAAGUAUAUACAGUAUAUAAAUAUAUAUCUAUUUUCUUUGUAUGCAUAUAUUCAUUACUAUUUUUGCACUGACCUACGGACAGAUGGAUUUAUUUUUUUCCACAAAGGGUGCUAUUAUAACGGAGGCCUUCUCCCACACCUUUUUGCAUGACUUGCUCAAAAAUUCCUCAACUGGUCUGUCAUCUCUCCUACUCUUCUCCUACUACUCCUUGAACUGUUGCAAUUGAAGCACUGUAAUUUUGUAAUCCCUACUUGUGAGCUUUGAAAUAAACAGGGAGGCUUCAAGUUUGUUUUGGCGUCCGGGAGGUUUAUUUUCUCACGAUUUCUUUCCUGCUGCAGAGGGACUCGUUUCUUUUUUUAGUUGCUCAAAGAAUAAAGGAGAAAUAUGUUUCUGA